GGGCAGUGUCUUCCAGCUGAUGGGUAGUGUCCCCACCACCACGCUCGCACCCGCGCGCGUCUCUGCUGCCCUACGCGACCCUACCACACACCGCUUCGGGAACUUUGCCAGGCCGGGGGACGUGUGAUAACGCACAGUGACGGAGUGUUUUGUGCAGUGAACUUGUGACUUUCCAGUAAGAGAGUGAGGUCAGUGUAAGUGUUAGCAUUAUCAUCUCCAUCGGUAUCUUGACCAGAAUGCUUUCAUUCACUCUAGCUUUCGUGGCCUUGCACGGACGGUGUAAACAUUGACGCAACGCUGCUGUUAUUGGGCUCGGGGCUACACGUAAGCUUGCUCUGGCGGCUCGAGUGCUGGUGUUCGGAACAAGUGUUCGUCUUUCUGGUGGUGAACAGCUCGACGAAAGAAUAGACGUGGAAGUGUUCUUGAUAUUAUCGCCGUCGCUUCGUCCAUGUGAAACUCGCCCGCUGCGACUCGCCGGCGAUACUGAUACUGUGUCUGCUCGAAACCUCAACUCCUCCGGGCGCGGCGGUCGUCCUGGUCGUUCUCAGCUUCGCCGAAUCGUCUCAGCGACCACCGAGGAGGUCCUCGCCCACUCGAAGUACCCGCAGGUGAGCUUCAGCUAACAGUCUCCAUGUAGAGGGGGCGGUGGUAGAGUGAGCGCGAGGAUCUAGUGUGAGUGAGGUCCCUCGGCACACGUCCCCAGCCCGCCAUGGAGGGGACCAGGUCCCUGCUCUCAGACAGACUAGAGGCCCCCAAGCCACACUUCUCUCUGCGGCUGGAGGACGCCUCCCCCCUACUGCCGGACAGGGGUAAGUCCCCCCUCACUCUGGCCAUGGACGCCUCUAAUUCCCAUCUGAGCUCUGUGGCUGAAAGCUUCAAGUCUCACUUCCCCCCAAGCGCGGAGGGCGCUAAGUCACUCCUGCAAGACUUGGAGGGAACUAUGGCCCUUCUUGCGGCCCGGGGGGCGGAGGGCGCCAAGGCCAUGUACCCCAUGGGGAUGGAGGGCCUCCGCUCCUUCCUGCCAUAUGGCGGAGAGGGCGUCAAGUCGUACCUGCACGAGCGGAUGGAGAAGCCCCAUAAAGCCGUCCGGGAGAGGAGAGAGUCGAGCAAGGGGACGGAGGGGAGCGGGAACCCCGAGAGCGGCGAGGGGAAGAGGUGUCAGCAGCACGAGCGUCCGCGGGAGGCCAAGAGCGGCUCGGCCAGGAGGGAGGCGAGCCCCAUGGCCCAGCAGUUGUCCAACCCUCGCCACGACGCCCAUCUCGUCCACGCCAUCAGAGAGUUGCAUGAGGAGGAAUUUGGUCUAGAUGCUGUUCUCCUGGCCGAGGGCGGCCACGUGGGGGCUCACUGUGCUGUUCUGGCAGCUGCUUCACCUUUUCUCAAGACCCUGCUCCUGCACGCCAAUGACCAUCCUGCCAUCAUCUCUGUCACAGGAACUACAUUAGCAACUCUUCAGGCACUGGUUACAUGCCUAUAUACAGGUAGCAUUCCAGCUGAUGCAAGUUUGUAUAACCUCACAGAAGCUGCCAAACUUUUAAAGAUGGAUGAUUUGGCAACCGUCCUACAGAAAACACUUCUUGCUCAAGGUGGAUCUCUCCUGGACGUGUCCAAGUCAUAUUCCUCUUUGAGGCCCAGUAGUGGGUACACGUCGUUGGCCCCAGGUUCAGGUCAAGAAUUACGAAUUGAAAAGACGGGCAAGAAAAUCCGCAGUAAUCGAUUGGACCAGAUUCUUUACCAGAAACUAAAUGUGAAUCAUUUGGCACCAUCUGACAUCCCUGAUCCCACUCAUGUGCCUCCCCAGGAUCCUCCCCAUGUGCCUCCCCCAGAGUCUCCCCGAGUGCCUGUCCUAGACUCCUCUAGAGUGCCUCCCCCUGACCCUCGAGGGGGAAUCUUAGGUGAAUUACUCACCAAAGCAGACCCUUUGCGAACAGUGUUCUCCACCCAGUCAGCGUACUCUAUCACUGAUUUAGGAUUUGAUUCUUCUGGCACUCCUCUCAGACCUCUUAAUUUGUCAAAGCCUAACAAGAGUCACUCUCCUUCCAGUACAUCUUCAAUUUCCUCCUCGUAUAGCACUUCCUCAGUGUCAUCACCAUAUACUUCUUCACUGAGUUCUACAUCUUCCACUACCACGACAUCAUGCAGCUUAUCAUCUUCAAGUAUUGCAUCCCAGUCUGAUAUUAACCUUAGUACCCUGUCAUCCUUGGCAUCAGCAAUGCCAGCUGGCAGUAUGUCAGGUCUCCUCACUUCUUUGACACCAUCCAGCUUACCUUCAAUGAUGUCUCAGUCUGCCCUUGCAUCUCUUGCUACUUCUUCAACAUUGGCUUCUCUUGCAGCCCAACACCCUUCUGUUCCCACUUCUCCAUCCAAGAGCAAAAGUUCUCCUAACUUUGUGAGUAAUAGGAGCAGAAGUUCCAGCAAGAGUAGCUGCAGUGGGAGAAGUACUAGCAGACCUAAUAGCAGCAGUAACAGUAACAACAACAGAAAGUCUAGUCAGCACAGCCUACCAUUAUUAUACACCCUAAAAGGUGGAAUAAUGACCCCAGAAGUUGCCAAGGAAGUAUAUGAACAGUUGAAGUUGAAUCCACAACUAGCUACACUUACUGGUUUUAACAAUCUGCAUAAUAUGUCCAGUCUUAGCAGCUCUAGCAGCCUCCAGAACUUAGCUGGUCUCCAUAAUCUAUCAAGUCUACAGAGUUUUCCAUCGCUCUUCCCUUUCCUUGCACCUGUAUCAACUGAAAGCUCAUUAGCUAGCGGAAGUGCCAUUUCCUCUGGUAGCAAGAAAUCACAGACAUCACCAGUGCCACCCUCAAGUGAAUUCUGUGAUGCAAAUACAAGUUCAGUACCAAAUACCACAAAUGAUGCAAACUCAGUACAAGCCUCCUCUGAUGAACCUCAUGUGGCCCUUAACUUGAGUAGUAGUGCAACAACUACAAGGAGUGAGUCUCCAGAUGUGGUUACUGUAGAGGACUCUAGUGUGCCAGUAACUUCUGCAAACGGCAGUAUUACUCAGCCUUCCGCUCUUUGUGUUACUGUGGACGAUGAUGAAAAAAUAAUUCCAGUAUCUCAAACGACACCUGUAACAGAUGUAAUUGCCAAUGGCCCCACAAGCUUGUGUCACAAUUCUGUUGAUGGUACAAUUGAUGUUGUGGGAAGUAAUGAAGAUGGUUUGCCUAGUGUUAGUGUGGCAGCUGGACUGGGACACGGCAUCGUAUCGCUUUCAAGUCAAAGCAGCACUCUAGAUGGCAGCAGUCUUCCUCUGCUUCUCAUGAGUUCUGGAUCAGCAUUAAGUGGACUCGCUCAGUCACAAAGUGAUAUCAAAGCUAUCACUGACCUCUCUCCUGAUUCUCAGGGUGCACUGCAGGAUUCAAGCAAGCUAGCUGCAGAGCUUGUGGAAACAUGCGAAGACAUUGGAAUUGAAGUUGUGGAUGAAAUUCCUGGAAUAAAUCGCUGUCAUGUACAUGCUCGGAAAACUCUCUAUCAUGCUGGCCAUAUGGGGAGAAAACGGAAAGGAUGUGGAGAGUGUGAAGGUUGUCAAGUUGUUGAAGACUGCGGCCAAUGUCGGUUUUGCCGUGACAAGGCAAAGUUUGGAGGUCCUAACAGACUGAAGCAAGUUUGUGUGUACAAAAGAUGUGUCCUUGCUGAGAUGGAGCCAGAAGAUUCAAAGAAAAGACGGAAGUCGAGUGGAAAAAAGGGCCGAGGAAAGUGUGGUGGCUGUGAUGGAUGUCAGCGGACUAGUGACUGUGGAGAGUGCUAUGCCUGUCUCCACAAUGCAGCAGCACAGCCACCAGCGCGGAGAAAGGUUUGCGAGAUGCGGGUAUGUGAGCAACAGCAGAUGGAGGAAGUCCGUGCAGCUCUCAGUGUAGCUGGGGAACCCUCGCCCUACUCCACCGAUUCGCUCAUGGCAGAGAGUCUGGGCAUGAACUCUGGCACCUCUAGUCCAACUCCAGAUGGCCAGCCUAGUACCCAUAAUGAUAAGAUGAAAUUAAUGAGGAAGAUGCUGAAGAAAAAAUUUGCCCAGCCCUACAGCAGGGUAAGCCCAUCAAAGGUACGAACCAAAUACUACUGUGGAGAAUGCCCAGGUUGUCUUACCACAACUCCCUGUGGUAACUGCCUGUAUUGUGAGGACAUGCCAAAGUUUGGAGGGCCUGGAAGAUAUAGACAGAAAUGUGUGAAGCAGUUGUGUGUGUACCAUCCCCGACUGCAAGCACUGAAGUUGUCAAACAGAUCAAAACUAACGUAUGAUGAGCAACAUAUUGCCCAGGAAACCCUCUCCCAUUUAGCAUGUGCCCCAGAAGGAGCUAUCCACUUAGAGUGUGAAGUGAGCCCAAUGAGCAGAGAGCACCUGGAAGAAACUGAAAGUAUAGAAGAAAUUGAACAGAUAGAUGAAACUGAUGGGGUGACGGAAGGAGAAGAUAGCAAUGCCAUGUCACAGGUCAGAAGCAUUUUAGAGAGCAUCAGUGCAAAAGCAGAAAUGGAUGAACCAGGGCCAAUUACCAAAGUUGAGUCAAUACCCCUUAUCAGUGUCACUCCUGAACCAGUCAUUUCUGAAAGAGAGGCACUGCAAGUCCCUGCCGAUGUUCCUGUUUCCAUAGACACGCCUGGUGUUGCAGAAGAAGAGCAACCAACUCGCUUGGCUACUGAGGAAGGUGAGGAGGACUUGGAGGAAGUGGAAGAGGAUGAAGAGGAUGAUGAUGAAUUGGUGUCUGAAGCAUCCGAUGUUCCUUCACCACCAUCGACACCUUCUCCGCGCCCUAGAGUACGUGGACGAAAACAUAAUAGAGGUAGAGGGCGGGGGAGAGGCAAACUCACAAGAGCGAGUCUAGCAAGGUUGCAAAAAGCCACAAGACGAGGUCGUAGACGGAGGACUCCUCGUUUCACACUUGGUCCUGAGGAUCAUUCUGAUUAUGAAGAUGAGAUAAUGUUAGUGGAAGCUGGUGAGUCUGUGGUAGAGGAGCCUUCAGCCUCUGACAAGUGUGAGACAAAGGGAGACGCGGAUCUCCAACCUUUGAAUGAUGUGUCAACUAAAGACAUCAACAAUGGCCAAGGAACCAAAGAAAAACCAACUAAUAUUCCAGCAGCAGAGAAAAUUGAGGACCAAGGAUAUUCCAAAUCAUCCACAGUGGAAGUGAAAGGCGACAUCAGAACUGUGCAUAAGGUUGAUUUGAUGUUCCAAGAGUCGCAGGUGAAUGUGUCGCAGAAUCCUAGUGAAAACACAGAUUCAGUUAGUCAUAAGCACAAUGGCCCAUAUGUAUUUCAUGAUGAGGAAUCCAGUCAGGGUGGAAGAGAUGUUAAUGAGAACUUGGGGUCUGUAAGUGAGACAGCCUCCGCAUAGCACUUGCUUCAGAAACCUAUAAAGCCCACCCAUAUUCCAGUACAACUUUCAAGAGAAUAAGCUUGCCAAGUGUGACUGUUUGACAGAUGUGUGUAUAGACAGACAUUAUAUACAUACAUAUAUAUAUACAUAUAUGUUAUAUGUGCAUAGAAUAAGAAUGUUCUUGUUUACAAUUCCUUUAGCUUCAUCAUGAGAAUGUUGAUGUUAUGGCUUCUGAAUCAUUGUUAUUUUGUUAUUUUUGAGCUGCUCAUUAGCAGAAGGUAGUACACAUUAUAUUACAUAUUCUCAGAUAUGUUCAGCUCAUUGACUGUGAAAGAAAAGAUCUGCUUCACAAAUCGACCAUGCAAGACCACGGAAAAGCAAAGAUCAGUUGUAAUCAAUUUAUCUGUUUAAAGUAAAGUUGGGUAAAGUCUGUUGAUGGAAGCAAUGAUGGGCACUGCUUGUUGAAUGCAGGCACUCUGUUCCUCUUUUUCUUUGGUAAUAUUUCUAAGCUAGUCAGGUAUGUCAUCCUUGACUUACAGUGAAGUAAAUAUUGCAGAAACUCUAAUGUGCCAUGAACAUGAAGUCAAGUGAUGAAGAGUGCAUAAUGUUAUAAGUCAAAUGAUUACAAAAGUAUGAACUUUUGGCAGAGAGUGUGAAGUUAAUGUAAAUAUGGCAACAUGUUGUUAAAGAUGAUGCCUUUUUGAAUCUCAUAUGUGCCCAAAAGUUAACAAAUUAUUUAAGUGCCAUUUUCCUCUUGUCCAUUUGGACAGAAGUUUAUUAUAAAGUGAACUUUAUAAUCCUGCAAAUAUUCCUUAACUUCAAUUAUUUUUUGGAAGAAGUACAAAGUUGUGUCUAAUUGUGAAUGUGAUGAGCCACUGAUGCGAUGCUGACUGCUUAUAAAAUAUGGUAGUAUUAGUGCCAAGCAAGGCCAAGUGUUUCAUUGUACCUUGAGUGAUUAGUGAUUGUAUUCUGUUAGCUCUGGAGAGUUAAAGGAGCAUGAACAGUGUUUGAAUUUAUUCCAGAAAGUCAAAAUAUUUGUUGUGCUAUUUGUUACUUUAAGAACCUUCAGAUUCUGUACAUUAUUUCCUUCCAUAAAGAGUUGUUAUGCAGCUACAUGCUUUGAUUUUUGUUGACAAGACUAACCACUCCAAUAGAGCUUGUGAUUGUACAUACACCAAUGAACCCUUGCUAUUGAGAUUUCAGCAUCUGCGUGUUUGCUUAGAGGCAGUAUAAUAUUAUAUAAUAUUACUGUAUUUUGUUAUAUAAGCUACAAAUGCUCCAUGUUUGGUGUUCCUAUAUUGUUCUUAGUUUUAGUCAGUAGAGUUAUAUUGAUACUAGAGUUUUGCCAUAUAGUACCUAGAUAUAUUUAAAUAGGAACUUAUGCUGAAUAAAACUGAUAUAUAGCUUUCUUUUUUCAUAUAGGAAGCACUAUUUGUGUUCAGAUGGAAAUAUGUUGGUUGUUCUUGCACAUUUGAAGAUAUUUUUUGCUUAUUUUUUGAAUUGACUAUAUGUAGGAAGUGAUUUAAAAUAUUGUGGAAAAUAUUCAGACAUAUUAGUAUUUAUGUAUUUUGUUACUGCACAAUAGUUAAGGCAAACAGUGGCGUGCAUACUCUUCAAGGGAGUUACUAGUCGAUAUAUUUGCUCGAAUGUGCUCUGUGUAUGUUUGACUUUUUUCUUUUCUCUCUUUUUUCUUUUUUUCUGUUUCUUUUUCUUUUUCCUUUUCAGUCUGAUAUUAUUUACAAAAGAGACAUGUAAGUAUACGAGCCUUUCCUACAAAAAGGGACUUGAUUUCUAAAGUAUUCACCUACAUGUUUUGCAAAGAACAUUGGGAUAUUCAUCAAAAUGGUUUUCAUUAAGUUAUUUUAACAAAAGUUGGGAAUUAAAUACCCAGUAGUAGUGACUUUAUAGUCAGUACUGUAUAGAUUUUUUUUUUUCUUUUUAGUUAUUAUAUAAACAUUAUCAACAAAUACUUAAUUUUUCACUAUUUUAUUUAAUUUUGAAAAUAUUUUCCACAAACAUACACAUAAAAUUUACACAUGCACUAAAAAAAAAAAAAAAAAAAAAAAAGCAAAUGAAUUUAAUUGCCAGUAAUAUGGAAACUAUGUAAAAUUUUAAUUUUAAUGGUAUAAUUUACAAUAGCAAUUGCAAUAUUCAUGUGUUAUUUUGAGGGAAAAGUUUCAGAUUUUUUAAUACCAUUGGGUUGAAAAUGCUCUAUACUUCAUAGUGUGCAAUGCCUGCGUGCCUGUCCUGCUGCACAUAUCAUGUCCUUGUGGCAUUUACAGGGUAUUUAACUUUUCUUGUACACUAAAUAAAUCUGAUCCUGUUGAUUUUCAUUCCAGGCAAGUGAAUGAAUGGAAAUUAUUUUUGUCAUGGUCUAUGAGAGAAAAAUUAUGUACCUAUAAUUUACUUCUAAAAAAACAGUGAAUAUGAAUAGUUCUAAGAGAGAAUCAUGCCUUAAAUUCACUUACCUUAAACUAUUUUUCGGAAGAGUUGUUUAAAAGAAAUUAUUAGCCAUGUAUGCUAUUUGUAAAAAAAGUGCUUUUGUGCAACUAUGAGCCAUAAAAAAGUUGUGGGAGUCCUGUAAGUGUCAUUAUAAAUAAACUUGAAAAACACCACAAUUAGGUCUCGUCAUUCAGAGCUUGAUGUGUACAAUCAGGCUGCAAAUUCAUUUUCCUUCUGUGUUGAACAAGUUCCACACAGUUGUCAGCAAUAGUAAUAUCAAAAGUAUUUUAUACCAACCAAGAUCCAAUAACAGGCAACACUUAAGAUUUUGCAGUCUUCCUAAGUUCUCCAUAGAUUGUUUAAGAGCUUUCCUGUCAUUUUACAACUUAAUGGCCCAGUUGUCAUGAAACAAGAAUAUAUUAACAAUGUAUAUAUGGAGUGUUUGUGUAGAUAACAUAGAUUUCUCAAAUGGGCAGUAUUGCCAGCCUUUUCUCCAUCUACACUAAGAUGCAAUGGAUCCUUGUCAGUGGGAAUACCAAAUAACAAGAAACAUUUCCCUACAAAAUACUUUAAGAAUUCAUUCUUUGAAACAUCUUGAACAUCCUGUACAAAGGAAGAUUCAGUCCCUACCUAUGAGCUGUGAGACUCUCCCAGCCUUUCUGUACCCACACAGUUGCCAAAAUUGCCGCACAGUGUUCAGUGUAAGUCUAAAUAAAGCAUAUGCAAAGAAA
Messenger RNA from Penaeus indicus, 8484 nucleotides. RefSeq lists its product as uncharacterized. NCBI's taxonomy places the organism in Eukaryota, Metazoa, Arthropoda, Malacostraca, Decapoda, Penaeidae. Bases 710 to 5329 code for a protein of 1539 amino acids. Gene Ontology annotation, molecular function: zinc ion binding; RNA polymerase II cis-regulatory region sequence-specific DNA binding; DNA-binding transcription factor activity, RNA polymerase II-specific. The transcript has 12 exons. Gene Ontology annotation, biological process: regulation of transcription by RNA polymerase II. The record is from RefSeq and is a predicted model, not a curated record.